UAUAUAACAGCAACCUACGGUCCAAAAGAGCAAGGAAAAAGAAAUCUCAGUUGCUAGUACAUUUUUUUUUUCAUGAUCAUAAAUAAUAUGGGUGGUUCAUCUUCCUCGACCGGGCUCUGCCUGCUGCUGAGUUUGCUGAUUCACAGCUCCAUCUUCUUCUUCGUGGCUUCGCAGAGCACGACAGCGGCGGUUGAAGGGACGGUGUUCAUCAAUGGAAGCUCGAGAAUCGGGAGGACGAACCCAAAUUUCAUAUGUGCAACUCUCGACUGGUGGCCGCCGGAGAAAUGUGACUAUGGAACUUGCAGCUGGGGAAGAGCUUCUCUUCUUAACCUGUCUUUUUAUAAUUUUUUUAUUUGUUCAACGUUUCCAGCCUUCUCUCCUCUGAAGAUCAGAUUGGGGGGUACCCUACAAGAUAAGGUCAUAUACGAGACUCAACAACAGGCUUGCCCUGCUUCAUUCAUCAAGAGCUCUUCAGAAAUGUUUGGUUUCUCCCAGGGCUGCUUGCCCAUGUCGAGAUGGGACGAACUCAACUCUUUCUUCAGGAAAGCUGGGUACAAUACAGUAACCAUACACUUCCCCCUUUCUGCAAGGGCAGCGGUUGUAUUCGGGUUAAACGCGCUGAACGGUAGGACAAUAGCUUCUGAUGGUUCAGCAGCAGGAGCGUGGAACUCGAGCAAUGCGGAGGCUCUGAUAAGAUAUACAGUGAAGAAAAAUUUCGCCAUCUUUGGUUGGGAGCUCGGGAAUGAGCUUAGUGGGAGCGGAAUUGGGACCAGUGUGGCCCCAGACCAGUACGCAUCUGAUAUAACCAACCUGCACGAUAUCGUGAGGAGAACUUAUGCGAGGUUCGGGAAGAGGAUGAAGAAGCCACUGGUUUUGGCGCCUGGAGGGUUUUACGACGCGAAUUGGCUCACACAGUUCAUAAAUAAAACACCUAAGAACUCCCUUCAGGUUGUCACUCAUCAUAUCUAUAACCUGGGACCAGGUGUUGAUACUCACUUGGUUGACAAGAUUCUGGAUCCAUCGUACCUCGAUGGUGGCUCGUCGCCUUUCAGUGGACUGCAAGGAAUCUUGAAGACCACAGGGAGUUCAGCUGUUGCUUGGGUUGGUGAGGCCGGUGGUGCCUACAACAGCGGUCAUAAUCUAGUCACGAAUGCAUUUGUGUUCAGUUUCUGGUACCUGGAUCAGCUAGGAAUGGCGGCAUCCUACAACACCAAAACUUACUGUAGGCAGUCACUGAUCGGAGGGAAUUAUGGCCUGCUCAACACUACCAACUUCGUUCCGAACCCAGAUUACUACAGUGCACUGCUGUGGCACCGUUUGAUGGGAACAAAGGUGCUUUCCACGAGCUUCUCUGGAACCAAGAAAAUACGUGCUUAUGCUCACUGUUCAAAGGAAUCUCAAGGAAUCACAUUACUUUUGAUCAACCUUGACAGUAACACGACAGCUAAUGUGCGUGUUUCGACUGAAAAUGCCAUCACUGUUCGGACAGCUCGGCGACAUCACCAAAAUCGAAGAUCAAAAUUCACUAGGAUGUCAAGCGGUUCCAAAGCUAAUGCACAUGCAAGAGAGGAAUACCACUUGACCGCUAAUGGUAAUGAUUUACACAGUCAGACAGUACUUCUGAACGGGAAAGUACUUGCAGUGAAUAAUACAUCUGGAUCUAUACCUCUUCUGGAACCGGUUCAGGCCAGACUUUCGGACCCAAUAACCAUUGCACCUUUCUCUAUUGUAUUUGCUCACAUUGCCAAUGUAACCGUUCCAGCCUGUAAGUAAAAAGUUGAAUAAGACUGAAAUUGUUCUGUUUAACAGUUGUAUCUCUUCCUGAAAUGUCAAUUCAAAGCCUGG
This is a messenger RNA of Linum tenue, 1845 nucleotides long. Lineage: Eukaryota; Viridiplantae; Streptophyta; Magnoliopsida; Malpighiales; Linaceae. The record is from the annotation of a GenBank genome assembly.